Molecule: messenger RNA, 1762 nt
Organism: Cydia amplana
Lineage: Eukaryota; Metazoa; Arthropoda; Insecta; Lepidoptera; Tortricidae
Exons: 11
Coding region: 108-1724 (538 amino acids)
Biological process (GO): glutathione metabolic process
Cellular component (GO): cytoplasm
Molecular function (GO): glutathione transferase activity; glutathione dehydrogenase (ascorbate) activity
Source: RefSeq, a predicted model, not a curated record
ACACGGCGCCCGGUAACCCUUCACUUCAGUUGUGUGCGGCGAAUACUGUGCGGUGUUCUAAUUGAUUUCAGAUAUCAUUAUUCAUUGGAUUAUCAACAUCACCAAAGAUGUCUGAAAAACAUUUAAAAGCUGGUGACCCUCUCCCUCCAUACAAUGGAAAGCUCCGUCUGUUCGCCAUGAGGUUCUGUCCGUACGCUGAGCGCAGUGUGCUGGUCCUCAAUGCCAAGAACCUCCAGUAUGAUCUGGUCUUUGUCAACCUGGACAGCAAGCCGGAAUGGCUCUUUGAGUUCAAUCCAAAAGGUUCAGUGCCAGCAUUGGAAUACGAGCAAGGCAAAGCUAUCUUUGACAGUGCUAUCAUCAACACCUACCUAGAUGAGAAGUAUCCGGAGGUGCCGCUGCAGGCUACGGACCCACUCCGCAGAGCUCAAGACAAAGUGUUUGUGGAACUGUUCUUGGGGGCACACUCAUCCUUCUAUGUUGCUGCAUUCAACCCAGACGGGUUCCAGCCUUCCCACCUAGAAGCCUACAACAAAGGCCUGGAACGUCUGGAGAAGGAACUAGAAGCCCGUGGAACCAAGUUCCUGCACAGCAGCGAGCCGGGGCUGGUCGACUACACCAUCUGGCCGCAUCUUGAGCGGUUCGAGUCUCUGCCACUCCUCGGGAAAACUGACAUGGCUAUUGACAGCACUAAGUAUCCGCGUGUGGCAAGCUACUUAGAGGCGAUGAAGCAAGUGCCAGCCGUGAAACAAUACUACCUGUCUGCCGAGACUCACGCCAAGUUCGUCGAGUCCAAGACCAAGGGCGAGGCCAACUACAACAUGCUCGACACCAGCGAUGUCUGCUGCAUGCGCCCUAGGAAGAAGAAGCAGUUUUGUUUGUAUUUUGUAAUGCACGCACUGGCAUUGGCGUCUUGGAGGGUACUGGUGCCGCUAGUUCAGAAUUUAAAGUACGUGUUACCACUAUAUCGCGCUAUGGCAGGAACAGCUAAAAUUAACUUCGACACGAGACAUCUGAAGAAAGGCGAUCCUCUGCCCCCAUACAAUGGAAAGCUUCGGAUCUACAACAUGCGUUAUUGCCCUUACGCACAGCGCACGAUCCUCGUCCUCAACGCCAAGCAGAUCGACUACGAAGUUGUCAACAUUGACCUGAUCGACAAACCAGAAUGGCUCACCAGCAAAAGCCUUUUUGGUAAGGUGCCUGCAAUCGAAAUCUCAGAUGGCGUUUGCAUCGCCGAGAGCCUGGUCACGUCGGAGUAUUUAGACGAGGUGUACCCGCAGCGGCCGUUGUUGCCUAAAGAUCCGUUAAAGAAGGCGCUUGCUAAAAUCAUCGUCGAAGGAUCGGGACCAAUACAAGCAAUAACGUUUAAAAUCUCGAGAACCCCAGACCAAAUCACGGAAGAAAACAUAGCUGCGUACAGGAAGUUCUUGACCUAUAUCCAAGACGAACUAAUGAAGAGCGGAACCAAGUACCUUGGAGGGUCGGACCCAGGAUACGCGGACUACAUGAUCUGGCCUUGGUUCGAGAGGCUGGUGCCGCUAUCAGAGCUGUAUGAUGUGGUGAAGAUAGACGAGACUGAAUACAAAUUACUUUGGGAAUACAUAAACAACAUGUUCAAGGACCCAGCUGUGAGCCAGUACGCGGUGCCGAAGGAGAUUCUUUUUAAGCUUUUUGAGGCCUACAGAACUGGAGAAAAACCUAAUUAUAAUAUCCUUACUGUGGAGUAAUUAAUUUAACAACUUUAUACAUAUUUGUACAGUGUUAC